GGGAAAAAUCACACAGAACUGAGGGAAAAGAAGCAAAGAUGAACCCGGACAGAAGAGAGGGAGUUCAGCAGAGCAAACCCGCAGCCCUGCGAUGGCGGGGCGAUGGUCAGGCCCCUCUCCCGCGGGCCGGGGGUACCGCGGUGGCCGGGGAUUGCCUCAGGUCUCCUCAGGGGGGUGCCUGGGGGUGAAGCGAGCGGGCGGGCGGUGCUAAACGCGCUCCCCGCCUGGGAAGCGCCUGACAACGCGCGGCCGGGGCAGAGCUGGGGGGCCGGGGGAAGGGGAGGGCGCUCCCCGGCUCCCCUCCCACCCUCUCCGGAUAAAUGAACCGCCGGGAGGCGGCGGGCGGGCGGACGGCGGCAGCCUGCGGACGAGCGCGGUCCGUCCGGCCCCGUCCCCUGCCGCUCCCAGCGCUCCCUGCCGGCGGGGCUGCCCCGGGCCCCGCAGCACGCACCCAGCCGCGUCCCCCUGCCCGGCGGGAUCGGACCUUGCUUCCAUUCCCCGGGGGCCGGGGAACGGUAACGGGAAGGCGGCUGGGGUAGCCCGGUCCGGCAGAUGCUGGCGCUGUCCCCCGCACGCCGGGCUCCGGAAGGCUGGUGGCGGCGAUCGGGGCUCAGGGGGGGCCCGCCGGGCGCCUUUCCCCUUCCCUCCCUCCGCGGCGGGCGGCGCGGGAGGAUUUUCUCCCGCUGCGGCCCCCUCGCUGCCCCCCAGACAUGGUAGGUCACCUACAGCUGCAAGGGAUGGACGAGAGCCUGAAGGAGAGGAGCCGGGAAGGCUUGCUGGACAGCCCGGACUCGGGGCUGCCCCCCAGUCCCAGUCCCCCUUUCUACUCCCUGUCGCCCGGUGAGGGCCGAGCUGGGGGCAGCGGCGGUGCGGACCCCCCGGCCCCGGGGCACCGGCGGGAUGCCAAGGACGGCAAAGUGAUGCCUUACCUGCUCCUGAACCCAUCCAUGCCAGAGAUGAGGCCUCGAAUGUACCCCGUGUUUUUUGGAGAAAGCAUUGAGGUGACCCCUGAGCCCUUGCAGGAAAUCAGGUGCAAUUCCGAGGUGAAGUACGACUCCGAGAAGCAUUAUCGGGAUGACAUUUUCUACGGCCCCAUCCCCACCGUCACCACCUAUAGCGAGACAAUCAUUGCUGCUCCCAACUGUACCUGGCGGAACUACAAGUCCCAGCUGAUCUUUGAGCCCCGCCAGAAGCCACUGAGGUUUCAGAGCACGACCAUCAUCUUCCCAAAGCGUGCCAAGAACAUUUACCGGACCACCCUCAACUACAGCUUGGGUUGUGCCAAGCGUUGGUUUGCUUCCAGCGUGCAGCUGGAACUCUGUGAGGAAACCAGCCCGUGCGUCAUCUACAGCGAGACCCUCUGAUCUGCCCUGCCGCUGGCAACCGUGCAACCUCAAGGAGGCUGUGGCCUUUGCUGGGUCUCUGGCUGGGUCUUCAUUGAUGGCAACGGAAUACUAAUGGCUGGAGAACACGUCGUCGCGUCUCGGGUGAGGCUGAACUGGCUGGGAGGAGGCUUCCAGGGCAUGGGAUGGUUUUGAUCAGUGAGAGGCUGGCUUGUAUUUUGUGACGUUCCUGACGUUCAUGAUCUGGAUUUUAUUUUUGUUGUUUUUUUUUUCCAAGCAUAUCUAUUUUUGACUUGUGUUUAGAUGAAAUCAAGAUGACAAAGGACCCUGUUACCCAUAGCAAAGUGCUGCCUUGUGAGUUCUUGUCUAGCACAUAGGUGAGACUCACUGUAACCUUUGGAGCUGUUUUGAUCUCUGCAAAGGGAAGACCAACUGCAAUGUCAGCAUCCUGUCUGCCCAGCGUAAACCAAGCCACGUCUCUUAGAAUUUAGAUGCAGAGGAAAUGGUUCUUUCUAUCAGUACAUCAUAGCUUGCUCCACAGCUCAUCUCGGAGAUAGUUGCAAUAUUACACCACUGCAGUAACCACAGGUCUAACUUACCGGGAGGAGUGGGGACUGUCACCAAGAGAAAGAGGAAGAAAACAGGCACAUGGUGCUCUCGCUAGCAGUUAGAUGUUUAUAUACUGUAGCAAGGCACAGCACAACCAGAGGUAGGAGAAAGGCUUAUACCAACGCAGAGCCACCUCUUCUGUGAGCCCAGCCAAGAGUGUGCAGGGGAGAUGGAGGAAACUGAAUAGCUGAAGGGUUAUUUCCUAAAAGUGCUCAAUUGAUUCAGGAGCCAAAUACCCUGUAUCAAAACUACUGUCAGCCCAAGUGUGCCAUGCUGUUUGUUGUCUUGAACACAAUUUAGAGGGAUCUUUACAUACUUGCAACCCUCCUGAGUAUCAGGGUAUGGCUUAUUGCAGAGAGGUUGUAGUACAGAAAGGUGCUGUCUAGCUUCAAAGAAGCCAGUGCAAGGUUAACUCAUGAGCAAGGUUGUAGUUUGCAUACCUGUGGGUGUAGACAGCUUCACUGACUGUGGAGGAGCAGCCAAACUUCCUCAGUGUAGAGCCUGAAGGACUGAAAAGCCCAAAUCCAUCCUGGUUUCCCUUUAAUAGGUUGUAGCAAUCAACAGGUUCUUCACAAACAGCUGAGCUGUCUCUGCAAAAGGACCAGGGAACACCUGAGAGAGCAGAAAUCACUGCAGCCAUCCUAAGGUAAACCAUUCCCCCACUCAUGAAUCACAUCUGCUAUCUCUUCACUUUGGUAGCUUGCUGAAAACCUUCAAGAGCCUGGAUUCCCACACAUAUAUAUCUAUAUAGCCUUUGAAAAUAGCAUGGAAUUGUCUCCAAAAACCUUACCAAGAAGUUUUGCUUGCUGCUCAGAAGAGCCCAGACUUAGAAAAUAAUCACACAGCUCCGGAAUUUAAUUUCCAGCUUUCCCUCUUCUGAACUUUCCAUUUUGUUCCUGACUUGCUGUGGGUCUGAUUGAGUUAUUUCAGAACACAACUGAACAGCCAAGUCAGAAACCCUAUUAGCAAUGUCAACAAGACGUAGCUGAUUGCCCAGAACAGUUGACGCAGAAACCCACAGAGAUUUAAAAAAAAUAGAGCUGAAAAACCUAAAAUAAUAAAAAUUAAACAGUGACUUCCAUCACUUUUAAAUAGUUUUUCCAUCGAUUUCAAAAGGCAUUUGGUAAAUGGGACCAGAACUGUGACCUUUAUGAAACAGAGUUCUCUUGUUUAAUGUGGAGCACAAGUUUUCCACCAGAGGUAAAUGCAAGGUCUUUAUAUACAAACUUAAGUCCUGACUGCUGAAGCACUGCUGGUACUGAAAGAUGUGUGCUCUGGCAGUGCUGAACUCUGUCUCUAUCUGGGAGUUAGGAAUUGUUAGGGAGAAAUCCCUCAAAGGAUUUCCAAGGCUUCCACCUACUGUUGAAUUCUCUUCAGCAACACAGGAACAAUACAUUUGUUAUCGCUCAGUUCUUUGCUGUCAUUGACUGUCAGCGUCAAAGCUUGGAAAAGCAACAUCUGCCUCCAAAGGGAUUAUUGUGCCUGAAGCAAGUCUUGUCCCCAGAGCACCAGCAGACCUGAGUGCUAUGGAGUUAGUUAGGCAGCAGGGCAGUUGAAGCUAAGGUCAAUGUGAUCCCAGUGCAGUGCAAGUUGGGGAUGCACUUGUUAGCUCAUCUAUCUAUAUAGAGGUCUAUCCUGUUUCACCAGGUGCUGGUGAGCAAACCUUGUGACCAGUGGAAAUACUCAUCUGCCUCUCUGGGUACCUUGUAGGGGCUCUGGAGGGCUCUUUCCUUGCAGCUUGAGAGUGUAGCAAAGGGGUUAGAUUUCCAAGCUGAGCAACAGCGUAAUCCAGGUUCAAAAGCGGGACCAAUAGUCAUACCCAGGAGAUCCCUGCAUGUUGACAGAUUAGAUUGCAGGCACCUCCACUGAGUAAGUAUGGAGACAGGCUGACCUCAAAGCUGAACCUGAAAGCUGAAGGGAUGCCAGAGACUCCCUAUUCUGACCAUACAUCAGGCUUUUCUCCUGUUAACAGUUGAAUUAUUCCCCUGCUCCAAGCACAAAGCUGCAGUUUUUGAUCACACUGAUCUUUGAGCAGAACAGGUUUUCCCCAGAAAAUCUCUUAUCACGGCCAGCUGCAGGCGCUAUGCACUUUGACCACUGUUAGUUUUGCUUCCUAAACAUUAGCUGCAAUAGGAAAGAAGAAUUCAAGGAAGCCCCCAAACCACUGUGCAAAUACAGUGGAGAGAGACCUGAGCCACCGCCUGGUCUGUCACCAUGCAAGGGCAGGGGUCUCACUGGUGGAUGUGACCCCUGGGAGGGUGCAGUGGAGGGCUGCAUCCUUGGCACUGCAGGUUCCCUACAUGUCCAAGCCAGACCUCUUUGAAGCUUUGUGCUUUGUUUUCUCUGCAAAUAGACUAGAAAUGACCUAACAUGCUCUUGCUCCUUUGAGCUUAAGCAGCUUCUCUGCUUUUGCCAUGUCAGGAAUAAAAAGAGCUGCUUGGGUUUCUAGGCUGCUGAACACACUUUGAGCUGUGUAGCCAUGGACAGGCCAUGGUGGGCUCCCGCCCUGGACCACAUCCAAACUGUGACAUUGCCAAGUGCCUGAGAUCUGUAGAAGUAUUUGAAAAAUACCUUCUUACAUGGUGUCUCCCAUGGGCCCAUCGCAAGCUGCUUUUCUUCCCAGUGAAAGCUGGCAUUGGAAAGGGAAUUUGUUUUUCCUGAGGACAGGAAAACCACAGAGGGUCACAUCUUUACCCUUGCCUGGGCGCAGAUCCCACCCUUCUGCCCACCCUCCCUAUUGCUCCUAUCCCUGUGGCUGGGUUAGGCAGUUGUAGAAGAGCCAAUGUUCAUCUUGCUCAUGAGUGGGGAAAGUGAUGACUUUUUUUGCUUAAAUGCCAGAAACUGAAGUUUAUGUGUGUUGGCAAUUAAUCACUCCGAGCAGCCAAGAAGUGCCUUACCUGUAGUAUGUUUGCACAUCUAAAAAGAACCAUCAGUCCCACCAAAGAGGUGUUUUUCUUCUAAAUGGAGCAUUAUUAAUCUCAGCAACAGAUCUUUGCUCAUGUCUAUUUUCUGGAAGAUGCAAACGAUUACUUUAGACCAUGGCAAUGCUGCUCUAGAAAGGUGAGUUUCCUUCAGCAGCUGGGACUGUGGCUACAGGAUUUCUCCCAGGAUCCUGAUGCUGCCCACAGUCCUGUAAACCUGAUGGGUAAAGACAGACUCUGCCUUUGGGAAUUAUUUCCCAUCAAUAGCUAUUUUUGAGAUCAGAAACUUUCCCUUUUAGCAUCUGUUUUCUGGGGGAAGAAAGUUGUUUAUUUGCAAUAUGGAAAAUCACUUGUCUCAGAGGUGUGGGGUUUGCCCUCCAUCCCCUUCAUUCCUGUGAUUGUUUUGCCCCUGGGGCAUGCUUGGGGCUGUCUGCCCGCAUUGCGGUCAUUGCAUUUGGGGUCAUAAAGAUUGAACCCCAACUGAAUAGUGAACUCUGAAUCUGUGGAAUACAUUGCACAAUCCGCAGAGAGCACAACUUUGACCAAACAGUUCCCUGCUUCUCUUGUCUUUUUUGUUUUCCUUUGUUAUUGUUCCUAAGCCAGCUCUACUUCUCUCAAUGUGAAAUACAGACCAAUUCGCACCCUAGGUGCAUACUUUCUGGGCAUGAUGAAAUGAGGUUUGGGUGUUGAUAGCAGUGUUUGAGUGAGCUGCUGGUCAGAGAAGUGAAUGCUGUUUACUAUUUAUGUUGAGUGAGUCUUAAAAAACCAGGAAAGGUCACUAGAAGGUGAAAGAGCAAAAGACUUUGUAGAGCAAACUGAAGACUAAAGGCUGCAUGAAACCGAUCUAGAGGCGAAUGGUUCCGUGUGGGAACAGUGUGUUGGAUAUUUGGCCAUUGUACUUUUAGCCUGCCUUUUUUUCCUGUAGGAAAGGGCAUCCUUGUCUUCUUUAGAGCCAAAACAAAAUCAGAGCCAUCCUAUGUCACAGUCAUUCAGUCCCACUCUGAGUAACGGUGUCCCCCAGGCUUGCAGGGGCUGUGUAUAUCAAGCACACAUGCACAGAGCUGUGCCUCUGUGGAGAAGAGGAGCCCUUUGUAGGGAAUGAUGUAUCUUGAUGUGAGAUAUUAACAUUUCUAAACCCUGCUCCCUGAGGAUCACCCCAUCACUCACAGAUGGAUCUGUUCUGAACAUCUCCUCUAUAAUCAUUGUAUUUUAUAAGCCUUGGGAGGCACUGAUUCUUUUUCAGAUACUGCGAUGGCCAUCAAAGUGGGCAAAGUAUCCUACUAUGUGAAUCGUGACCUGAAGAUGGGGUUGAAAGGUGUCUGAAGGUUAGAGAAGGAAGAAGAGAACAUAUAACUGGUGGAAUUGCAUAAGGAUGUGUCAUAUUUUUAUUUUUGUAAGUCUGAUUCUCUAAGUGCUUGUAAAGUACUUUACUGUUGUAUAUGUGGUGGUGCAGUAGUUCACAAUAUCCUUUUAUUUUUGUAUAUUCCCCCCUCCACAAUAAUUCCUUUCUGUUCAACUCAUAGAGAAUAAUUUAAGAAGACAAAAUUUAUAUAUCAUAAUAAAAUGCUCAAACUGUCA
Pezoporus occidentalis (night parrot) is the source of this 6451-nucleotide messenger RNA. RefSeq names its product refilin A (gene RFLNA). The record is from RefSeq and is a predicted model, not a curated record. The coding region runs from base 711 to 1364 and encodes 217 amino acids. The transcript has 3 exons. Gene Ontology annotation, cellular component: actin filament bundle. Gene Ontology annotation, molecular function: filamin binding. Gene Ontology annotation, biological process: negative regulation of bone mineralization involved in bone maturation; negative regulation of chondrocyte development; skeletal system morphogenesis. Lineage: Eukaryota; Metazoa; Chordata; Aves; Psittaciformes; Psittacidae.